AUGAGUUCAUCAUCGAAACGACAAUUACCAAAUGUAAACUUGGAAUCGACUGAAAAGAUUCGUAAUUUGAAUACAGCAUUAAUUAAUACAGAAAAUAAUUUACGACAUGCACAACAAAAUUUCGAAUUAUUAAAACAUAUUCAACAACCAACAUCUACAUCUUUAUUAGAUACAUUUCGAAAUAAUGGUACUGCUAAUGAUGGAUUUCUUACAACAAAUGAUUCUCAUUAUGAUCAAGAACAAAUAACAACGAAUUCACGACGUAGUUCAUCAUCGAAUAAUCAACGAAGUAAUAGUAAUAAAGGUGUUCGUUUCAAUGAUGAUGUCACUGGACGUUCAUUACAAAAUCUUAGUAAUGAUUUACAAUCAUUAUCAACUGAACAUGGAAGACUUAAACAUGAAAUUAGUAGAACAACACCUUCAAAACAUCAAAAAGAAUCAUUACAUUUAGCUGAUAGUGAUGAUGAUGAAGUAAAUGAUUCAUUUCUAUCCAAAAAUGAUCCAUUGGUUGAAGAGAUUGUUCAAUCACGUCUUGAUCGACGUUUACAAGAAAUCGAACGUGAAAUGAAACGAGAUAAAAAUCCACAAGGAGAUGUUCGUGCACUUAUUAACGAAAUUCAAUUACAACGAAAAUUAACAACACCAAUUCAAAAUGAUGAAGAUAAAAUUGUUCAAGCUAGACUUUUACUUGCUGAAUCAAAUAAACAGAUGUAUGAAUCUCAAUUACUUAAUACUAAACGACAAUUAGAAGAAAGUGAAAUCAAUAAAAAUUUAUUAGUACAACAGGUAACACAACUCAAGGAUCAAUUAAUGAAUAAUGAAUUUGAACGUAAUAAAUAUACAAGAGACGAUAAUUUAUUAUUAUCAACUGAUCGACGACGAAGAACAGAACCAGAUCGUCAUCAACUCGAUCAUGAUUAUUUAAUGCAACAACAAUUAAUGUUUUCAAAAUCUGUAACAUUAAAUGAAUUAGUUACAUUUAAAAAAGAACUUGAAAAAAGUGAACGUCAACGUGAACAACUUUCUGAUCAUUUAGAGAUCUUAGUUCAAAAAUGUGAUGAAAAAGAAAAACUUGCUGCAAAAACAUUGCUUGAAUUAAAAGAAAUAACAGAUAAUUGUGAUACAUAUGAACGACAAAAUACAAAAUUACAAAAUGAUUUAUCAUUAGCAUUAGAAAAAUUAGAAGAAAUGACACAAGAAGCUGAACGUUAUGCACAAGAAUCAAUGAAUUAUCAAAGACAAUCAACUGAUUCCGAACAAAAACGAGAAGAAUUCAAAAUUCAAGCGCAAGAAACAAUAAAACAAUGGAAAGCAAAAGUUAAAAAACUUGAAAAAGAUGUUGAUCGACAUAAAUUUGGUUCAACACAAGUCUUAGAAAGAAAUGAACAAUUAGUUAAAGAUAUGGAAAAUUAUCGAGCACAAAAUAUAACUUUACGUGAACAAGUUCAAAAACUUGAAACGGAUUUAAAUGAUGCACAGACGAAACAUAGCCGAUUAGAAGAACAUUUUAAACGAAAUGAAAAUGAUUCUAAUCAAUUUCGUACAUUACGUUCUUCACAGGAAGCAGAACUUACAACACUUAAAAGCACAGUUCAUGAACUUGAAAAUCAACUUUCUACUUAUCGACAACGUUAUUCUCAAUAUGAGAAAGAAAAACAAAAUCUUCAACAAUUAUUACACGAUGAAAUAAAUCAUCGAAAUAAUCUUGAAUCAAAAUUAAAACAAUCUGACCAAGAUAUUGAAAUAUUUAAUUCAUCUCGUUCACAACUUCAACAACAUGCUAUUGAACUUGAAAAUGAACGCAUGGAUUUCUUACAAAAAAUUAAAGAAAUCGAAUUCGAACGAGAUUCAUUAUCUAUUCAAUAUCAUUCAAUUUCGAAAACAUUUAAUGAUGAAAAAACAAAAUUUCAAACAAAACUUGCUUCACUUGAAAGUGAUUAUGAUGAAAUGAAAAGAAAAUUAGAUACAUCAAAAAUGGAAUAUACACGUGGAAUGAAAACAUAUCAAGUUGAUUAUGAAAAUAAAAUUGAAACACUUAAAUUACAAUUAUCGGAUGAAAAAGCACGAAUUGCAAUUUUACAAAGACAUGAAAAUGAGAAUAAAAAAGAUAUUGAAAAAAUUCAAGAAAAAGCAAUGAAAUAUGAAGAUGAAUCAACACAAGCACAAUAUACAAUUGAUAAUUUAACACGAGAAUUAAGAGAAAAGACUCGAUUAAUUGAAGAAUUAGAAUCAAGAGUUCUUAAAUUAACAGUUGAAGCAGCAAAUGAAAAAAAUCAAAAUAUAAGAAAAGAAAAAGAUUAUCAACAUUCACUUCAUACAGUUUAUAAUGAUAUUACAUAUUGUACUGAAUGUUUAUCAAAUGAUUCCGAAGAACCAUUUAUUAUUGAUUCACCAACAAGUUCUCGUGAUGAUUUUGAAACAUGGUUAAGUAAAGUUAAAGCUCGUCUUGCUUGGCUUAAACAAGAAUUAGAAAUUCGUCAACAACAUGAAAAUAAACUUCGUCAUGAUCUUAAUAAUGCAUUACUUGAUAGUGAAUCUGAUAGAAAAUAUUUUGCAGCUGAAUUAGCCAAACGAGAAGUUAUUAUUGAUGAUUUAGCACGUGAAAAACAUAAUUAUAAAGAUUUUGAAAGAGAUACAUCGGAUAAAAUGAGAUUAUUACAAAGUCAACUUGCAAGAGUUGAAGGGCAUUCAAUAAAAGAAUUAGAACGUGCAAAACAAUUACAAACAGUUGAAAUGCAAAUGGAAUAUGAGAAAAGACGAGCAUUAACUGAAGAUGAAAAAGAUCGUAUUAAUGAUCGAUAUCGACAGUUUCAAACAAUGAUUGAUUCAGUUAAACGAGAAUUACAUUCAGCAAAAGUUCAACUUUCAAACAAAAAUUCAUAA
Messenger RNA from Adineta steineri, 2883 nucleotides. Lineage: Eukaryota; Metazoa; Rotifera; Eurotatoria; Adinetida; Adinetidae. The record is from the annotation of a GenBank genome assembly.